AUGCCGAUUGCUACAGAAAGCGUAGAACUCCCCAUCCCUCUCGUUGCUCCGGUCGCUGACAACUGCAGCACCAGACAGCGUUUUGCAUGCAGCAGCAGCCAGCGCAAGCCUACAGAGAGCAGCGCAUUUGAAGGUGAAUGGAGGAUAAGCGGGAAGCCUUUUCUUGAUAAGCAGCUACUGAUUCCUCCUCUGUCUCACGUGCUGCAGCAAAUGCCUAAGCAGCAGCAGCAGCAGCAGCAGCAACAUCGAAUUCGCGUUGUUCCAGAUAUGCAGCAGUUCCCGCUGCUGCAGGCGCAGGCCGAGAAGUUUUUGGCAGACAUCCACAG
Molecule: messenger RNA, 326 nt
Organism: Eimeria acervulina
Lineage: Eukaryota; Apicomplexa; Conoidasida; Eucoccidiorida; Eimeriidae
Exons: 2
Source: RefSeq, a predicted model, not a curated record